Molecule: messenger RNA, 891 nt
Organism: Hyaloscypha bicolor E
Lineage: Eukaryota; Fungi; Ascomycota; Leotiomycetes; Helotiales; Hyaloscyphaceae
Exons: 4
Coding region: 1-891 (296 amino acids)
Source: RefSeq, a predicted model, not a curated record
AUGGCGAGAACUGCAACCAAGCGCAAGUCCGAAAGCGCCCUGCCAACUGGCAAAAGAAAGCAGCGCAAGACCUCUGCCACUCAGAGACAGGACUCCGACUUAAGUCAGGGAGAGUGUGACUCUAGCGAUCAGCUCUUCGUCGACGAGGACCAUGUCGCGCCGGAAUACGUCAAGAAAUUAGCACCAAAAUCGCGAAAGUCCGAACCUGUCAAGCGCGUGACUAAAGCCGAUGAGUACGAGGAAGAUGAAGGACGCCUGGAAAGCCAGCAAUUCUUAGCACUUGUCGAAUUCGAAAGCAAGAAGAAGCGCAAGGCGGCCAAGUCAGCUAAUGAGUACAUGGACAAGUUUACGAAUGGUAUCAGCAACGCGGAUCAAGCUCUCAAGAAACGUCGUGAUAGUCUCAACGCCGCGUCUGCCAAACUCGACAAUGACUUCCUUGAAGCUUUCACCAAUUCUUACGCGUCUUCUCGUCCCACUGCACCACAAAUCGAUACCUCCAGAGGAAGAGUUUCUGCUUCUGAAGUCUCGUUUGCUGUCCUUUACGAGCGGAGCAAGCAGAUCACUGCCAACGCUUUCGCCCUCAUCGAGCAAUUCGAGAAAGCCAACGAGAAGACAGUCAAGAUCGAGCUGGCAGAUUUGAUGACCAAUGACUGGGGAGAGGAAAUCCGCACUGCAGAGGAAGUCAUUGAAGCUGGCCAUAUUGCUGGCUUGCAGAAAUACGAUGCCUUGGUUCAGGGAGGAGAUCCGGAGAUUGAUGGGAAUAUGGCUGUCUAUGCUGAGGCGAUUUAUAAGCAGGAGAUUCCCGGUGUUGGAUGGGGCAGGAUGGCUAGGAAGCAGGAGAAGGCUUUCAAGAAGAUUGACAAGAAUUUUGCGAAGGCGAUUAUGGCGUGA